Molecule: messenger RNA, 498 nt
Organism: Caenorhabditis bovis
Lineage: Eukaryota; Metazoa; Nematoda; Chromadorea; Rhabditida; Rhabditidae
Source: the annotation of a GenBank genome assembly
AUGGAUCUAUCUCUUCACCUUCCAAAUCCGGAUUCUAACAAAAUGUCGAGUGUUGAUGUUUUGGCCAACAUCCAACAAAACUUCAAUCACUUGAAGGCUGAUGAAAACGAGCAACCUAUCAUCCAAUUUUCUGCUUGGUCUAUGGCAGGUUCACCACCAUUCUUGAACAAUCACCUCAAUGACGCUGGGCCAAUUAUUCCAUUGGCUAACGGAAUCGGAAAUUUAAACAGAAACCUCAAUCAUGAGAUUCCUUCUGGAGCUUCUGGAUUAGCUGGAGCUGGCCAACCUUUUGAGCUUGAUUUAAUUUCCUUCUCCCAGGUGACAAUCAAUAAUAUCGAGAGCUUUGAGAACAAGGGACCACUUCAGAUAAUUGAGGAUCCUGGCUUGGAGGAUCCUAUUGAUUUGGUGGAGGAAUUGAAGCGACUUAAAACUUUGUUUCGGAAGCCUUAUUGGAAGAAAUCUGAUUGUUCUACAGAAUCAACCAAGCCAAAAAAGUAA